AAGCGAGGGAGCGUCGCGAAAUUUGUGCAUUCGUGGACUCUCCCUUUUGCUCUCCACAGUGAGGACUGGUGAAAUAGUUACACCAAAAUAACACAAGAACAAGUUUUCGUUUUCCGAGGACGCUUUCCUGCUGAAGCUUGGCUGUGCACAAGAGUCGGCCCUUCUUAAUCCCGAAGGAGCAGGUUGAUAUGUCAGACCUCUCCCCAGAGGAGCAAUGGAGGGUCGAACAUGCACGAAUGCAUGCCAAACAUCGUGGCCACGAAGCCAUGCACGCUGAAAUGGUCCUCAUCCUCAUUGCUACCUUGGUGGUGGCCCAGCUGCUCCUGGUACAGUGGAAACAGAGGCACCCCCGUUCUUACAAUAUGGUGACCCUCUUUCAGAUGUGGGUUGUUCCCCUCUAUUUCACAGUGAAGCUGCACUGGUGGAGGUUCUUGGUGAUCUGGAUCUUCUUCUCCGCUGUCACAGCCUUCGUUACCUUCCGAGCCACGCGGAAACCUCUGGUACAGACAACCCCCAGGUUGGUUUAUAAAUGGUUCCUGCUAAUCUAUAAAAUCAGCUAUGCCACUGGCAUUGUUGGCUACAUGGCCGUCAUGUUUACCCUGUUUGGUCUUAACUUACUAUUCAAGGUUAAACCAGAAGAUGCGAUGGACUUCGGCAUUUCUCUUCUCUUCUAUGGCCUCUACUAUGGAGUUCUUGAGCGGGACUUUGCAGAAAUGUGUGCAGACUAUAUGGCAUCCACCAUAGGGUUCUACAGUGAGUCGGGCAUGCCCACCAAGCACCUUUCAGACAGCGUGUGUGCUGUGUGUGGGCAGCAGAUCUUUGUGGAUGUUAAUGAAGAAGGCAUCAUCGAGAACACAUACAGGCUUUCCUGUAAUCACGUAUUCCAUGAGUUCUGUAUCCGAGGCUGGUGCAUCGUGGGAAAGAAGCAGACAUGUCCCUACUGCAAGGAGAAGGUGGACCUGAAGAGGAUGUUCAGCAAUCCCUGGGAGAGGCCUCAUGUCAUGUAUGGACAGCUGCUGGACUGGCUUCGCUACUUGGUGGCCUGGCAGCCUGUCAUCAUUGGCCUGGUACAAGGCAUCAGCUACAUCCUAGGCCUGGAAUAAGGAGGAAUCACAUCCUUGGAGAACCUACCCCACCCGCCAUGGACCUCAGGGCACUCUCCUUGCUGCCCACAAAGACUUGGGUGGGAAAGACUCAAAGGCACUUGGGCCACUCAGGACCUCCCCAGCUGUAUCUGGGUUGGGGGGAGAAUGAUGGAGAACCAGCCAGUGGGGCUGUCCACAGUGGGGGAUUUUUAAAAGAAAAUUAUUUUGAUGAAUAUAUUUAAAUUUUUUUAUUGUGGAACAUAGGAAUUGUCCCCCACUCCCAGGCCUUACCCAGGGCAGGGCAAAGCUCCCGUAUUGUAGGUUGGGAGGAGUCUUCUCCCCUGGGCUGAGAGCACUGCUGGGUUCUCUGGAGGCUGAGUGCUUCCGCCUACCCUCCCUUUCCCUUCCCCUGCAAGGCUCCAGCCUAGUUUGCACUCAGUGUAGAAGAGCUCAGACUGUGCCAGAUUAGCACUGAGUGGUGAAGGGUCUUCACCUCUGACUGGGAUAAGAUGGAUGUUGUGCCUGACUCUGUUCCCUUUUUGUCUGGAAACUAAAGGCUGGCUUGGCAAAAUCAAUGACUUUUCCAACUAGGGAAGCCCUGUAGCCUCAAAAUUCACUGACAUAUUUUGGGACAAGUGGAAGUAUGAGUAGCAUAGCUAACCUGCCCCUGAGUAGGGCUGUCA
Molecule: messenger RNA, 1768 nt
Organism: Acomys russatus (golden spiny mouse)
Lineage: Eukaryota; Metazoa; Chordata; Mammalia; Rodentia; Muridae
Gene: Rnf121
Product: ring finger protein 121
Exons: 9
Coding region: 189-1103 (304 amino acids)
Cellular component (GO): Golgi membrane; endoplasmic reticulum membrane
Molecular function (GO): metal ion binding; ubiquitin protein ligase activity
Source: RefSeq, a predicted model, not a curated record